Molecule: messenger RNA, 2557 nt
Organism: Drosophila teissieri
Lineage: Eukaryota; Metazoa; Arthropoda; Insecta; Diptera; Drosophilidae
Product: organic cation transporter protein-like
Exons: 6
Coding region: 592-2307 (571 amino acids)
Biological process (GO): transmembrane transport
Cellular component (GO): membrane
Molecular function (GO): transmembrane transporter activity
Source: RefSeq, a predicted model, not a curated record
UGGCGUAAGAUAAGGCGGCCAACAUGCCAGGUCGCCCAACUUGUUGACCCAGUGGAGCAAUCAGCUAACAGGCGAAAACAGCUGUUGACCACAACACACUACCCACUACCAGACACCAUGUCUCGUCGUCUGAGAGAUAAAGCAUAGCUGCGAAACCAUUGAUAUCUAUUGAUAUCUGCUAACCCAUAUACAACUUAACGCGUUCGGAUGGUGGUACUCGAAGUUCUCCCAUUGUUGGUAAGUGUCCGUGUACACACACAGAUGCAUCAAGUUUCGGAUUGGUGCCUGAUAAGACCCCGAUAAGAAGGGAAUAUGGAGAAGAGCAGACGGGUUAAAAAUAGAAACGCGAGAGCGGCCACAAUCGAAAGAGAACUAAAGACUCGAAUCAAAACACAGCACUGUUGAUGUGGUUAAGUCAUUCGUUGAGUGGCACUGCUCCCAGCGAGACGCUCCAGAGCGUCUAUAAAUAAGCCCCAAAGCUAACGAGGAAAGAUCGCGGUCCGCGAGUUAUAAAACACCGAUUAGAAGGAGAAGUGCAUCCACCACGUGGCUGGCGGGCAAUUGAUUGUAAAAAUAUAUUAUUCAGACAUUAUGACCAGCCAGAAGGAGGGAAAUGGAAGCAAGCCGACCGAUCACAAGACCAAUGGACAUGCGGACGCGGAGGCGGCGACGCAGAAGGCUGGCGGGGAUGAGGACAACUCUCUGGACGCUAUUCUGGUCCGGAUCGGCCAGUUCGGGCGCUAUCAGAUCAUCAACUAUGUUCUGCUCUGCGUUCCGAUGCUCUUCAACGCGUUCUUCUCCAUCUCCUAUGUUUUCACGGCGAGUACGGUGGUACACAGGUGCACUGUUCCGCAGUGCGAUAGUCCCAGCAGUGUCUAUGAGGAGGACUGGCUAGGCUUCACCAUCCCAUACAAGAACUCCGCCUUGGAUGGCUGUCAUCGGUACGCCGUUAACCUAACUGGGGCUAUCACGGGAUACACCGACCCAUCUGGAAAAUACUGCCUCCAUGAGUAUUUCACUGAUAUAUCCGAGACUUGUGGACGCGACUUCAAGUUCAGGGACGAGGAAAAGACCAUAUCAACGGAGUUUGGAAUAUACUGUGAGGACGAGUGGAUGCUUUCCAUGGUGGGCACUAUAAACAAUGUGGGCCAAUUCGUGGGCAUACCCCUUGGAGGAUACUUUGCGGAUCGAUACGGACGACGUACCAUGCUAGCUGUAGCCGGAUCCUUAAGUGCUCUAAUGGGCGUGAUCCGUUCGCUGUCGAGCAACUACUCCAUGUUCCUGGUAUUCGAGUUCCUGGACAUGGCCGUGGGUAGCACCCUCUUUCCAACCGCCUUCCUGCUGGCAAUCGAGUUAGUUGGCCCAAAAAGACGAGUGGCUGCGGCCACAAUCAUCACUAUCUUCUACGCUCUGGGCGAGGCCUUCCUCGGAUUCCUGGCUUCCCAAGUGCAGCACUGGCGCUGGCUGCUCCGGGUGCUUUACGCUCCGGCUGUGCUGCAGAUCCUCUUUUUGUGGAUCUUGCCGGAGAGCGUCCGAUGGCUGCUGAGUCAGGGUGCCGAGGAGAAGGCAUCCAAUGUGCUGCGACAGGCGGCGCGGAUCAAUAAGCGGUCCCUGCCGGAGGAGCAGGUGGAGGAUCUCUUGACCAGCAAUCGACAAAAGCUGAGCCAGGCCAAUGAGAGCCAGUAUCCAAUAAUGCGAGCCGUGGUCUUCUUCUCGCUGCGGAUAGCCAACUGUUGCCUUUGCUGGUUCACGCACACGCUGAUCGCCUUGGGUCUUAGCCUAAACUCUGUUAACCUGGGCGGCAACAAGUAUACCAACUUCAUGCUAAACGGUUUCAUCCAGAUCCCUGGCCUGUUGCUCCCCCUGAUCAUCAUGGACCGCGUUGGCAGGCGCUAUUCCCUCUGCGCCUCGAUGCUGCUCUGUGCCAUUUGCAUGGGCGCCUCUGCCGCAGUGCCAGCAGAUAACCGCGCGGGUUCUCUGACCCUGUUCCUGAUUGGAAAGCUAGCCAUCACCUGUAGCUUCCAGAUCUUGUACUUCUUCACCUCGGAGAUCUUUCCCACCAACGUACGAAACACCCUUUUGUCUCUCUGCUCCAUGGUGGGACGAAUCGGUUCCAUGCUGGCCCCACAAACCCCUCUAUUGGCCAAGUACUACGUAUACGCCCCGCAGAUCCUGUUCGCCACCUUCGCCCUGAUCAGUGGCUUCCUGACCCUGGCCUUUCCCGAGACGUCGGACAAGGUGCUUCCAACGACCAUCGAGGAGGCGCGCGAUUUGAAUCAGGCCAAGCGGCGUGGUGAGGAGUCGUGAUAUCCGUGAUAUUUAUGAUCAGCAUUUAGCAUCGUUUUUAAAGUCAUAGAGCCCUUUUUGUUUUGUUUUGUGUUUUUGUUUCUUUUAUUAUAUACAUACAUAGUAAUUCCAAAACAGUACAUAUAUCUGGAGCUUAUCUCCUUUCACAAUUUGGGCUUACAUAUAGGUUUAACUUUAUUGCGUAUGCAUAAGUAUCUCUCUCGAUCAAUGCAAUUAUUUAUUUAAGUAAUAAAAUUAAUUUUUACUCGGA